AUGUCUCAAACAACACCCCGCAAGUACCAAAGCCGGGGCCAACAGCAACAGCAACAGCAACAGCAAGUCCCAUCCUUCUCGCGCUCGCCGCAUUCGAACCCACACCCGCAUCCGCAUACCCAGCAACAGCUCUCUCAACUACAGCAUGGUCACGCGCGAAACAGGUCUCAGCAACUCCGUGCCCAGGCAGCAGAGUCACAAUUUGGCGGCGCCACAACCGCAGUUGCUUCCGACUACGAAUCAGAUACCGCGUACUACAUGGCUUCGCACCCACCACCUCCCGCCGCCGCCCUUGCCGCGCGCACCAACACCGAGCUCAACUUAAGCGUCCUCCGCCGAUACCGACCCAGCAUCACCAGCAUCUUGUCCAUCGCCGCCCACGCCGUAGUCUACGUCUUCACGCCUCCGGCCAAAUGGGACAGGUCCACCGUGGAAGGCCCGUUAUUCAUCUGCGCGCAGGACGAGGACGGCGAGGCGGCCGCCGCAGACGGGUGUCUGUUCAUAUUGAACCGCAAAGGUCUGCAGAAUCUGAUUCUCGACCUGAGCACCGUCAGCAACUUCGAGCUGGCCACCGACUUGCUCAGCUUCAAGCUUGAUCAGGAGGGCCCCCAGAUACCGAUGGAGAACGGAGAGUCCGUGCGGCCCAAGGUCAUCGGGAUGUGGAUCUACGCCGAGGACGACCAGGACCGACGCACCAACUCUGCUCUCAUCAACGAGAUGUGGUCCAAGGCCCGUUCCGCCCCAGACGAGGCGGGAGGAGCUCCGGCUAGUCCCCCCACGAGUGGAUCAGCAGGUGAUGACGUGGAGGACGUGUCCGUAGCACAAGGGCCCGGUCGUCAGGUCAGUUUGAACGAGCUGUUUGGCAGGAACCAGAACGGUAUCGGAGGACCUUAA
Daldinia childiae is the source of this 894-nucleotide messenger RNA. RefSeq names its product Dcp1-like decapping family protein. Gene Ontology annotation, cellular component: P-body. Bases 1 to 894 code for a protein of 297 amino acids. Lineage: Eukaryota; Fungi; Ascomycota; Sordariomycetes; Xylariales; Hypoxylaceae. The transcript has a single exon. Gene Ontology annotation, biological process: deadenylation-independent decapping of nuclear-transcribed mRNA; positive regulation of catalytic activity; deadenylation-dependent decapping of nuclear-transcribed mRNA. The record is from RefSeq and is a predicted model, not a curated record. Gene Ontology annotation, molecular function: mRNA binding; enzyme activator activity.